This is a messenger RNA of Penaeus chinensis, 1115 nucleotides long. Its product is annotated as ras-related protein RABF2b-like. The record is from RefSeq and is a predicted model, not a curated record. Gene Ontology annotation, molecular function: GTPase activity; GTP binding. Lineage: Eukaryota; Metazoa; Arthropoda; Malacostraca; Decapoda; Penaeidae. Bases 364 to 996 code for a protein of 210 amino acids. The transcript is spliced from 6 exons.
AUCAAGUGGACGGGCAUGAAGGUCUCAGUGACUCAGUAUCUAAACGCAAACCCAAUGGUGCUAACGUUUAUGUAUGCGAUCGAUUCUCAUUGUGAAUAUACCAGUGAAAAGAAGAUUCAUCUAUGAAUUAUAUUUUGUUUUGUGAGUGGGAUGAAUGAAACGCCGACAUCAAAGAAUCCAAGUGAUGAAAAUGAGUAGAAUGAAACACAGUGUUUGCAGAGGGAAGAUCGUCAUAUCUCUCUUGAUAUCUUGUUAAGAAUAAUUUUACUUAUAAAGGGAUUGGAGCAGAAAAUUGGACAACGCCGGAAAUUUAAAAAAAAACAAGUUUGAGGACAAGGACGAGGUUAUUUAAUCAAGCGAAAAAUGAAGACCAUCGGAGCGAAGGUGGUAGUUCUGGGGUCCCAAGGUGUGGGCAAGACCUCCCUGGUGACUCGCUACGAGACCAAGACGUUUAGCAGGAACACGUCGUCAACGAUUGGCGCGUCGUUCAGCAACAUCGAGAUUAUUAUCAACGACACUAUAGUCAAGAUGCAGGUGUGGGACACAGCAGGUCAGGAGAGAUUUCGGUCGAUGGCGCCUAUGUAUUAUCGCGGUGCACACGCGGCCCUUCUCGUCUUUGAUAUUACAAAACUCCAAACUUAUAACGAUAUCCAGGCUUGGGUGCAUGAGCUGAGUUCUCGCGUAGGGGAGGGACUUAUGCUUGUACUGGUCGGCAACAAGUGCGACCUUGAUCAGUGCAGAGCAGUGGCCAGGGAUGUCGCCCAACAAUAUGCUGCUUCUAUAGGUGCUAUUUUCCUAGAAACUUCCGCUAUGGACGAAACAGGGAUUGAAGAAAUGUUCGAAAUCGUCGCGACAGAAAUGCUUCGGAAAGCUGAUGAAGUAGACCCUACGGUCCAUUUAUAUUCCUCUGAGGCCAAAAGCACAAUCAAGUUGAACAGUUCAGCGACCUCCCUGAAUGACUCCUCACUACCACGGGCGAAAAACAGUUGUUGUUAACUGUCAGCGGCUGAAUAAAGCAACGUAGAUGAUACAACAAGCUAGUCAACAUUAUCACGGGCUGUGGUGUAUUUCGAUGAUAAGAGAGUAACAGGAUAAAACUGAUUGGAAACCGAUAA